UUUCUCUUCAAAUUAUCUUCCUUGCUUUCUCCGCUUAUUAGAGUUAGAAAUUCUCCUGAAUUUUUAAUCUUUAGCUUUUUGUUCUUGCAUGGCAGUUCGUUUUCUGGCUUAUGAGGUGGCUGACCUCUGCCUAGGCAAGCCGCCGCUCCGCUCCCUCUCCGCCUCCGCCACCGUCGCCGACGCCCUCGCCGCCGUCAAGUCCUCCGACGAUAAUUUCAUCAGCGUCUGGAGUUGUGACCACAAGAGGAAUCUGGAGUGCGUGUGUGUGGGGAAAGUGUGCAUGGUGGACAUCAUAUGCUAUCUCUGUAGAGAAGAGAAUUUGGGUUCCCCGGCUUUGGCUUUGAAGUCUCCUGUCUCUGUUUUGUUGUCUAAAGUUAAGGGCCUGGUCAGGCACGUGGAUCCCUCUUCCAGCUUGCUCGAAGCCAUUGAUCUGAUCCUCCAAGGUGCUCAGAAUCUGGUGGUUCCCAUAAAGAGCAACUCAAGGAGAAAACAACUCCCAAAAGCAUCAUCAUCGCCCUCAAUCACUCCCACCUUCCACAACGGCCAAGAAUUCUGCUGGCUAACUCAAGAAGAUGUGAUCAGAUUCCUCCUCAGCUCAAUCGGCCUAUUCUCCCCUAUCCCAACGCUCUCCAUCGACACCCUCGGCAUCAUCACCCACAAAUUCAUGGUCGUCGGCUACUAUUCCCCAGCCUCAUCGGCAAUCCCCGCCAUUUCCCUCUCCCUCCUGGAUCAAACUUCGGUCGCGGUGGUAGACGAACGUGGCGUUUUGAUCGGGGAGAUCUCCCCCUCCACGCUCGGCAGCUGCGAUGAAACAGUAGCAGCCGCCAUCAUGACCCUCUCAACCGGUGAACUAUUGGCCUACAUUGACUGCGGUGGCCCUCCAGAAGAAAUCGUAAGGGCCGUUAAUGAGAGGUUGAAGGAGAAAAACCUCCAAGGCGUUCUAGAAGAGCUAGUGAACAACAGCGGCAAUACCUCAUCAUCCGACGAGGAACUGCCAUCGCCCACCACACCAUUAUCGAGGCCGGGAUGGUACAGCAGGUCCAGCAGCUACUCAUCCCGGAUGGUGAGACGGGCGGAGGCCAUCGUGUGCCAUCCAUGGAGUUCACUGGUGGCAGUGAUGAUCCAGGCGAUCGCCCACCGUGUGAACUAUGUGUGGGUGAUCGAAGAUGAUUCCAUUGUGGUAGGAAUCGUGACUUUCGCUAACAUGUUGGAAGUAUUCCGGGAAAAUUUGGAGUCUGUGAUCUGACAGUGGCGAUCAAGAGGGUGGAGAAAGAUGAGUAGAUGAUGAUGAUGGUGGUAGGGUAUAAGAGUGUGUUAAUUGUUGUUGAGUGAUAAAAGGAGGAACAUAUUGUGAAUAUGAGCCUGUACUUUUAGUUGUCUGUAGCAUUGGUUUCGUGUUGCUGCUCAUCUCUUAUUUCAUAAUAAUAAUUAAAAAUGGCUGCUGCUUUUGGACUUU
Molecule: messenger RNA, 1456 nt
Organism: Sesamum indicum (sesame)
Lineage: Eukaryota; Viridiplantae; Streptophyta; Magnoliopsida; Lamiales; Pedaliaceae
Product: CBS domain-containing protein CBSX5
Cellular component (GO): nucleus; cytoplasm
Source: RefSeq, a predicted model, not a curated record